This is a messenger RNA of Phyllostomus hastatus (greater spear-nosed bat), 4511 nucleotides long. RefSeq names its product myotubularin related protein 10 (gene MTMR10). The transcript is spliced from 16 exons. The record is from RefSeq and is a predicted model, not a curated record. Bases 1039 to 3345 code for a protein of 768 amino acids. Lineage: Eukaryota; Metazoa; Chordata; Mammalia; Chiroptera; Phyllostomidae.
GAGGGUAGAAGUAAACAAACGAAAUCGAGGGGUCAGGGUAGGCUGCCAAUGUCAUCAGUCAGCAGUGACCACGGCUCCGCAAGUGUGGGCAUCCCGGGGAAAUGGGCCGUCAGCUCAGCGGGCAGGACAUCCCGGUCCCGAAGCUCCGCGCGGAGACACCAUUCAGGUGGUGGAAGACAGUCUCGCCUAGGUGAGGGACAUCUAAGGGGACUUUAUAUGCGGUACCAACCGCGGUGAACGUCUGAGGAGGGUCACCACCGGCGGCACCUGUUCACUCUCCUAGAUUGGGUCCCUCACGCGCUGGGCGCAGUGGGGCUGGUUCAAACCAGGGCACCCGAGUCCCUUCCCUCCCCCCAGGCUCCUCCUGAGGACUUCAAACAAGAAUCGCGCCAGCUGCAUGACUAACGAGCAAUAGUCAAGAGAGCUGUCCCAGGAAAAGACGGACAGUCGCGACAGAGGAUGUCUUGAGCCAACGUCCACGAUCAAAGGCCAACGCCCCCUUGUUCCGUGAUCCCCGCGGGCCGCCGUAGAUCCCUGGGGGGGGGUUGCCUGACUCCUGCGGGCCACCGUAGGUCCCUGGGGGCCGCCAUGACCCCCGUGGGCCGCCGUAGGGGCGCCUUUCUCAGCCUAUGCUCCCAAAAUGGCUACCGGGCAGUGCUCCCCCCGGCGCUCUCUCUGAGGAGGUCCUGGCAGCGAGUGUGGGGCGCAAACUUUGCGUUCCGACGCCAGCGCGGCCUAGAGGCGGGGAGCGGCCGGCCGGCGCUGCGCGCUCCGUCUUGGGGCGGGGCGACAGGCCCCUUCCGGGGAUGGGCUCCGGCGUCCGAGUCCGACCGACUCUGCCCUGGCUCCUCCCCGCUCGGGCGGGCGCUCCGCGGUGUCCCCGCCCGCCAGUCCGCCCGGCCCGGCUGGCGGCAGACGGGCCCUGGGCAGCCGCACGGGGAGCUGUAAGCCCGCGGGCGUCGGGAGGCGUCAGCACUGCCGCUGGCCCGCGGCGGGUCCCGGGCUGCGACCGGGCCGGGGAGAAAAGGCAGCGGUACCAUGUUCUCCCUCAAGCCGCCCAGACCCACGUUCAAGUCCUACCUCCUACCGCCGCCCCAGACUGACGAUAAGAUUAACUCGGAACCGAAGAUUAAAAAACUGGAACCGGUCCUUUUGCCAGGAGAAAUUGUUGUAAACGAAGUCAAUUUUGUGAGAAAAUGCAUUGCCACAGACACCAGUCAGUAUGAUUUGUGGGGAAAGCUGAUCUGCACCAACUUCAAAAUUUCCUUCAUCACGGACGACCCGAUGCCACUGCAGAAAUUCCACUUCAGAAACCUCCUUCUUGGUGAACACGAUGUCCCGUUAACGUGCAUUGAGCAGAUCGUCACAGUAAAUGACCAUAAGAGGAAACAGAAAGUCCUAGGCCCCAACCAGAAACUGAAGUUUAAUCCAACGGAGUUGAUUAUUUACUGUAAAGAUUUCAGAAUUGUCAGAUUUCGCUUUGACGAGUCAGGUCCUGAAAGUGCCAAAAAGGUAUGCCUUGCAAUAGCUCAUUAUUCCCAGCCAACAGACCUCCAGCUACUCUUUGCAUUUGAAUAUGUUGGGAAAAAAUACCACAAUUCAGCCAACAAAGUUAAUGGGGUGCCCACGGGAGGCGGCGGUGGAGCUGGAGGGGGCGGCAGCCAGAAAACCCCGCUGUUCGAGACCUACUCCGACUGGGACCGAGAGAUCAAGAGGACGGGCGCCGCCGGGUGGAGAGUCUGCUCCAUCAACGAGGGCUACAUGGUCUCCACGUGCCUUCCCGAGUACUUUGUCGUGCCAAGUUCCCUAGCAGACCAAGACCUGAAGACCUUCUCCCACUCUUUUGUCGGGAGGAGGAUGCCACUAUGGUGCUGGAGCCACGCCAAUGGCAGCGCGCUUGUGCGGAUGGCCCUCAUAAAGGAUGCGCUGCAGCAGAGGAAGGUCGACCAGAGGGUUUGUAAUGCAAUAACGAAGAGUCAUCCACAGAGAAGUGAUGUUUACAAAUCGGAUUUGGAUAAGACACUGCCCAAUAUCCAAGAAAUACAAGCGGCCUUUGUAAAACUGAAACAACUGUGCGUUAAUGAGCCUUUUGAAGAAACGGAAGAGAAGUGGUUGUCUUCACUGGAAAGUGCGCGGUGGCUAGAAUAUGUAAGGACAUUCCUGAAACAUUCAGCAGAACUCGUGUACACGCUAGAGAGCAAGCGCAUCUCUGUGGUCCUCCAAGAGGAGGAGGGAAGAGACUUGAGCUGCGUUGUCGCUUCUCUUGUCCAAGUGAUGCUGGACCCCCACUUCAGGACAAUCCCCGGGUUCCAGAGUCUGAUCCAGAAGGAGUGGGUCAUGGCCGGGUAUCAGUUCCUGGACAGGUGCAACCACUUGAAGAGAUCGGAGAAGGAGUCUCCGUUGUUCCUGCUGUUCCUGGACGCCACAUGGCAGCUGCUGCAGCAGCACCCGGCCGCCUUCGAGUUCUCAGAGACCUACCUGGCCGUGCUGGGCGACAGCACCCGCAUCUCGCUGUUCGGCACCUUCCUGUUCAACUCCCCGCACCAGCGGGUGAAGCAGAGCACGGAAUUCGCCAUAAGCAAAAAUAUCCAAUUGGGUGAUGAAAAGGGUUUGAAGUUCCCCUCGGUCUGGGACUGGUCUCUCCAGUUCACAGCAAAGGACCGCACGCUCUUCCACAACCCCCUGUACAUCGGAAGGAGCAUGCCCCGUGUGCAGAACGGCUCGGUGAAGCCUUUCAAACGGACCAAGAAAAACUACAGCUCCACCCUGAGAGGAGUGCCGGCCUCCUUCAAGAACGGGAUCCUCGGUGACCAAGAGGCCCUUCCGCGGAGGAACUCACUAAUAUUGAAAGUGAAGCCAGACCCCCCGCCGCGGGCCGACAGCCAGGACGGCGGCAUGGAGCAGUUCUUCCGAGAGUGGCUCUCCAAACCGGCCGACCUGCACGGCGUUCUCCUGCCACACGUGUCGGGGGUGCACGUGAAGCUGUGGAAACUGUGCUAUUUCCGCUGGGUCCCCGAGGCCCAGAUCAGCCGCGGGGGCUUCAUCACCGCCUUCCACAAGCUCUCGCUGCUGGCCGACGAGGUGGACGUGCUCAGCAGGACGCUGCGGCAGCACCGGGCCGGCCCCCUGGAGGCCUGCUACGCGGAGCUGGACCAGAGCAGGAUGUACUUCCGGGCCAGUGGCCCCCACGACACCUCGGGGACGCCAGAGUUCCUCUCCUCCUCGUUUCCCUUCUCUCCCGUCGGCAAUCUGUGCAGACGGAGCAUUUCAGGAACGCCAUUAAGCAAAUUUUUAAGUGGGGCCAAAAUAUGGUUAUCUACUGAGACGCUAGCAAACGAAGACUGAAACAGAGUGUUUUCUGUCUGGAGGGAAGCUAGAGGCUUUUUCCUCGGAAUUAGAACUGCUCACCCAGGCAUUUGAGGUUCUAAUAACUUUAUAUGUAAGAACCGUUGAAAUUUGCACUAAUGUUUAAAAACAUGUUCAAUUAUGCUUCCUUCACUCUGUAGAAGAUAGGCGUGGGUUUCGGUUUUGAUGUCCUUUCCCUGUCAUGGUAGGUCUGGCGCACUUUGAGGGGAUGUGCAGGCAGACACGCCCACACCUUGUUACUGUGAUCAGACUCACCGGGGUCUGUCUGCACCCCUUGUUCCUGCCGCCUUCAGGAGGCUCCCAAUCCUCAGGCUAGCGACCCAAAGAAGCCCGUUAGAAGCACUGAGCAAUCAGGGCUGGGCAUUUUUCCAAGAAGCACGGAUAGACCUCCCACAGGCAGUAGUAGGUACCUGUGUAUCUUUCUGGUCACCUCCUGUUGUCUCUGAUGGAACCCGCCUGAGGGUUCAGUGUUCCCACGCCGUAAUUUAUUUGUGAUCGCUUUGGGACCGCAAAUCACUGUGUCUUAAAAUCCUGAGUUUGCUCUUAACUUCUUAGGACUAACUUUCCAGUGAUGUGCACUGUUAACUUGAAAAGCAUUUGCUGUAGAUAGCAUAACUAAACUUAGAAGUGCCUUUGACAGUAAUAUUAAGGUAUGAGAAACACAGUGAAAUAUAAUUUGUUUUUAAAAUUAGGGAGUUAAGCCCCCCUACCCCCUACAUAUUGAAAACAGGCUCUUCACACUGAGUUCAUACCAAUAGCCAGGAGUGCCCAAAGCCACAUUUGCAUCCCCCUGAAAGUCUGCGAGGGCACAGCAGGCCUGUGGGUGGUGGGCUGCCCAGGCUUUGGGGGGCCACCUGCACCGAGCCCGCCCUCUUGAAAAGGGCUUUCCCCUCCGUAUCUUCAGUGCCGCUGGCUGUCGCUGGCACUUUCCCUGGGAAACAACCAGUGAGGCCCCGAGUCAGGUCACUUGUCCUGAAGUCCCUCCUCCCAGAGAGUGCUCAGUGCUCAGGAGGAGAGAACUAGAGAAAUGAAAACACGCUCGGCCCUGGCUGGUGUGGCUCAGUGGAUUGAGUGCCGGCCUGUGAACCGAGGGGUCGCCAGUUCGAUUCCCAGUCAGGGCACAGGCCUGGGUUGUGGGCUAGGCC